ACCUGCUGUAUCGAAAAACUGUUUUCCUUUUUUUUUUUUUCUUUUCUAGAAUCUGUAGAUUUUAAAAGGGAAAAUAAUUUGAUGAAAUUCUGAUAAAGUCAAAGCUGGAUAUUUUGCUUUCAGAAACCAAAGGUUAUUUUUGAUGCGGUUUCUUUUUAACUUCAUAGCAUAUUGUUUUGUUGGGAUAUUGAUCUGUAUCUCAUAAAGACAUCAAUCAGCUCUGUUGAAUGAAUGAAUUCAAACGUCACCCCUGCCCAUUUUUAGACUGUUCCCACUCUAUCAGCUCGGCUCAAACGGGGGGUGUUUCUUCAGGAUGGCUGGGUUCAGUUUUAUAUCUACGCGGCACGCUUCCCAACACGGCUGAAAGUGUGUGUCCUGACAACAGGGCAGUGGAAACGCACCAACCCAUAGAAAAAGUAAUUAAGCUGCAUAAGGAAACGCAGAAUCUAAAAUGGAAAAUUUGAAAAUCCUACUAUAAAUAAGGUUUAUUAAACACAGAUUUGUGAGUGUGAGUAUGCAUUCGAUAUCUGAUCGUUUUUUUAUUGAAGAGCAGAAUUGUUGGCGAGCAACUUCUAUGUAGUGAUGCAUUUCUGUGUUAUUUAACCUUUAUGUCGGCAGAGGAAUUGUUCACUAUGCUUCCUUACUGGCUUUUCUAGGUCAGCCAGUGAUCUCCGUCAGGGGUCAGACUGAGUCGGUCACUAGGUUUACACAUCAUAGGUGUGGCUUGCUGCAGGUGUGGAGACCCAGGGGCCCUGAGUGAUCUGCAGUGUGUGUAUGUGUGCGACAGGGGGCUGGGAGCUGGGGGGCGCUGCCCACAGGAGCCCAUACAGUUCCUGCUGAGUCGGGGUUAUUUUCUGCAUCCGGCUGGUUCCCAUCGCUGGCAGUGUCCAGUCUCUGUGGCUGUCAGCUGGGCCGAUGGGAAGCCCAGGGAUGCGGGCACUCUGUGCCAACCUGGGCAACCUAUUGAGGGCCAGCGUGACAGACACAAUGCCAUCCACAGACCUGCUGCGUCAACGGCUCCGGGGUUUCUGCUGCUCUGGUCAGAAAUAGCCCAUAAAUACCCCCUGUCCGUCCCCCCCCCAGCUUCCCCCAAGCCCCCACGACACACUGCCAGGGGAGAAGGAGGAAGAGGAGAAGGUCCCACACAGAAGAAAACCAGGUAAAAAUGACUGAAGCCCCUCUUCAGUCCCCCACCACCCUCCCUUAUGUCCUUCAGCAACCCGCUCGACCUUUCUAAAGGUUGUUCCGGCCUUCAAGAGAACAAGGAGCUUCCGAGCCACUUCCCCAGCGUCACGAUCGAAGCGUCGGAGGAGAAAAAUAACGAUUAAAGACAGAAUCAGUACCUCACCACUAAUUCUGCGAAAGGGCAGAUAAAUGAAUUAGGUUACAGAAGGGAAGAUACUAUUUCCAUGGGACAUGCAAGCUGAGCUGAAUCCCGGAACAGCUGAUCAAAUAAAUUUAAUAUAUUUUCCUGAAUGAGUAGCACGGCUGUCUGGCACCUUCAGGGUUCGAGGCUUGAACCUUGUUCCUGCUCUGUGUGGGAGACUUGUGUGUUCUCCACCUGCCUUGGGCACUUUGCUUGCUGGAACAGACUGCAGGCCCACUAGAGUACUCUGCUAAGUAUUUGAAAGAGGAAUGAAUUUGGUUUACUAAACUGGUAUGGAAUAAUUUUUAAAAAUCUCAAUUAACUCGUUGCAAAGGAUUUCUGAGGCCAUUCUAGCUGUAUGAGAGUGGAGCAGAAACUAUGCAGGGGACCCAAAGGAAUCCGUCUUUAUUUUGGAGCUCAGAAAGUGACCCGUCCUCCACCCUUAUCCUGUGUAGGGAGCAUGUCGGAGCAGCAGGGUGUCCCGGAGCAGCAGAGUGUCCCGGAGCAGCAGGGUGUCCCGGAGCAGCAGGGUGUCCCGGAGCAGCAGAGUGUCCCGGAGCAGCAGAGUGUCCCGGACCAGUGUGCCGCUGGAAAGAGCCAACGCAGCGUGAGCGUUACUUAUAACGUCGUCCUCUUUGAGCUUGAGAAGGUAGAGCGUAAGGUAGAGCUAUCGGCCGGGUGCAGGGAUGUGACACAGAAGACCCUUGAGAAAGUGACUUACAUCGUGGUGGAAUCCGGCCCCUGGGUAGCAUUUGAGUGCCAGGGAUUCAGUGGGGAGCAGUUCAUCCUUGAGAAAGGAGAGAACCCUCACUGGACCAGCUGGACCAACAGCCAGAGAAGCUGCUUGUUAAUGUCCUUGAGACCAGUCAAAGUGGAUGGGCCAGACCAUAAGCUGCUUCUGUUCGAGGUUGCUGGUUUCAGUGGCCGGAAGAUGGAGAUCAUUGGCGAAGACGUGCCCAGCGUCUGGGUAUAUGGUUUCCAUGUCUACGUGGCCAGCAUCAAGGCACUUAACGGAAUCUGGGUGGCCUACAUGUACCCAGGCUACCGGGGCCACCAGUUUGUGCUAGAGAGGGGUGACUACAAACACUGGGAUGAAUGGCAGGGGUCACUGCCACAGAUCCAGUCUGUCAGGCAGGUCCGUGACAUGCAGUGGCACAAACGAGGACGUGUCACCGCCCCUGCCCCCAUCCUCACCCCCACCCCCACUCCACCUGCUUCCUCCACCGCCGGCUCCAGCUGAAGGAAACCCCAAACCCCAAAGUCAAGAAACGGCGCACUCACAAGUGACCAGUGCCCUUAGCUGCUAAUAAAGAUUUCAGCUCUGAAAUGGGCCCCCUUGACUCGUCUACCUUGGUGUCGUCACAUGGGUGUGACCCCCCACCCCAGGUCUCCUGCAGGCUCUCUAGAACAUCCCAUUGUUGUUCUGGUUUUACUGGGCGUGUUAUUGAAUGGUAGAGAAAAGACAACAAAGAAUUCUCUUCUGUUCAUCUUAAGCCAAGCGUUCAAAACACUCUCUCUCACCCACAAACACACACGGAAACUCUACUGGAUGAUGUACUGCAGGUGGAUGUGUUUAUCAUUCACAGGUAUGAAGCGGACACCCGCAACACCAGAAUCUGCAGAGUGCAUAUACUGUAAGCACAGGGCAGAGGAUGUAAAAAUAAAAACAGGAAAGAUGACCGCACCGUCAGCAGUUAUAUUAGAAAUUUCAAGUACUGUUGCUUCCAGGGUAUGUAACUUUGCUGAUAAGGCGCUUAUGUUCACGCACUUGGGGAUGUUUCCUGUUUUUAGUUUGUGGGGCCACUUUGCAGUAACAAUGGCGGUAUCUGGGUGGCUGAGAGCCAUGCAGAGGGCCGUCGGAGCCUGGAAGCGUUCGCUGAAGGGAAGGAGACCUGAGCAAACCUGAUCUGGGAGGUCCUGCCUCUCCAGCACGGACACCAGCCGCCGGCAAAUGAUGUCAGGGCAACGAAAUCGCAGGACUUGUUUUGCACUGAGUUUUGCAUUCUUUGCAAUGUCACAUGUCAUCACCUGAUAAUGUAUUUGGGGUGGAGCGGUGGCAGCAAACCUCCAGGGCUGAGGUUUUGAAUUUCACAUCAUCUGUGUGUGUGUGUGUGUGUCCGAGUGUGUGUGUGUUACAUUGGGGGACCAAAAGCCCCCGGAAUGUGAUGAAAACCUGUUAUUUUGACAUUAUGGGAACCAUCUUUUUGGUCCCCACAAGAGGAAACUCAAUUUUACAAUAAUCCGUGACUGCAAUUGAAAAAAAUGAAAAAUGCCAAAAGUCUUGUAUUUUGUUUGGUUACUUAUAAUUAAGAUUCAUAGAAAUGUGUCCCCACAAAGAUAUGAAUACAAAUGUGUGUGUUCUCCCUCUAUUAAUUGGUUUCCCCCUGCACUCUAAAGACUGAUCUCUCUAUCUUUCUCAUAGACUCUAUACGUACCCUGCUGUGACCAGGGUAAGUGGUUUAAAUGGGUGGAUGAGAAUAUUAUUUCCACUGUAUUUUCGGUCCAUGUUUUUGCCCCCUCCGAACUCCCUACAGAGCUGGGAGGGAGGUAAAAUGUGCACUGUCUGGCAGGGAGCUUGG
Brienomyrus brachyistius is the source of this 3945-nucleotide messenger RNA. RefSeq names its product beta-crystallin B3-like. The record is from RefSeq and is a predicted model, not a curated record. The transcript has 5 exons. Lineage: Eukaryota; Metazoa; Chordata; Actinopteri; Osteoglossiformes; Mormyridae. Gene Ontology annotation, molecular function: structural constituent of eye lens. Gene Ontology annotation, biological process: lens development in camera-type eye; visual perception. The coding region runs from base 1725 to 2606 and encodes 293 amino acids.